Messenger RNA from Danaus plexippus (monarch butterfly), 691 nucleotides. RefSeq names its product small ribosomal subunit protein mS40 (gene mRpS18B). The transcript is spliced from 2 exons. The record is from RefSeq and is a predicted model, not a curated record. The coding region runs from base 95 to 646 and encodes 183 amino acids. Gene Ontology annotation, biological process: mitochondrial translation. Gene Ontology annotation, molecular function: structural constituent of ribosome. Lineage: Eukaryota; Metazoa; Arthropoda; Insecta; Lepidoptera; Nymphalidae. Gene Ontology annotation, cellular component: mitochondrion; ribosome.
ACACUGUUUAGAAGUCAAGAGAUUGAAGUUAAUUUCUUAUUUCUGUCACAUCCAUGAUUUUCCUCUGAAUAACCUAAUAAUAUAAACCUUUAUAAUGUCACUCUUCAAUAACAUUCGUUCAGUUAUUAAUAGGGCAGUUUUAUCAGAUAUAAGAAUUGCAGUCCGUUAUUAUUCAGAUCAAACCGAUGAAAGCGAGGAACAACAGAAACCAAUAGAUCCUACAAAAGACCGAACAAAAAUUAUUCCUAUAGAAACUAGUAUUAGAUAUUUGCAAAGUGAUGCAUAUAAAAAAACUUAUGGUGACAAACCAGUAUGGUUUUUAUAUAGACGCAAUCACAAAGGAGGAUUCGCACCCAGAAAGACUAGAAGAACAUGUAUUCGAAACGGUAUAAUAUCGACAGGGAACCCCUGCCCUGUUUGCCGCGACGAAUACCUAAUACUUGAUCCUAAGAAUGUAUCGCUUCUAGAACAGUUCAUAUCAGAGUACACCGGACAGAUCCUAGAGCCUUCUAAAACUGGUCUCUGUCAGAAAAAACAUAAAGAGCUAUUGGUUGCCAUUGAACGAGCUUGGGAUCAAGGAUAUAUUACAUAUGAUGUCCCUUUCAGGGAGUAUGAUUACAGUCUUUACAAUACUAAUGUAAAUUGAAAAAUUAUUAGUUCAAUAUGUCAAAAUAAAAUAUAGUCGUAGUCA